Cornus florida is the source of this 900-nucleotide messenger RNA. Its product is annotated as geranylgeranyl diphosphate reductase, chloroplastic-like. The transcript is spliced from 6 exons. Gene Ontology annotation, molecular function: beta-glucosidase activity. NCBI's taxonomy places the organism in Eukaryota, Viridiplantae, Streptophyta, Magnoliopsida, Cornales, Cornaceae. The record is from RefSeq and is a predicted model, not a curated record. Gene Ontology annotation, biological process: carbohydrate metabolic process. Bases 1 to 900 code for a protein of 299 amino acids.
AUGGCCACUCAGACCCAUUCACUCCAUUCUCUAUUCACUUCCGUCCCACUCACCUAUAAAAGCUCACGUUCAUCAAUCCCACUCUUGAAGUUGAAACCAAACACUCUGAUUAUCGCCGGAAAAUCUGACCCACGAAUCUCUAGCCGCAAGCUACGCGCCGUCGUCAGCGGGGGCCCAGCCGGAUCCUCCGCGGCUGAAACCCUUGCCGCGGCAGGGAUCGAGACCUUCCUCUUCGAGCGCAGCCCCAACAGCGCCAAGCCCUGCGGCGGCGCCAUACCUCUCUGUAUGCUCGACGAGUUCUCCAUCCCGCCGGAGCUCAUUGACCGGAAAGUGACCCAGAUGAAGAUCAUCUCCCCCUCCAAUCUCACCGUCGAUUUCGGCAAAACCCUAAAGCCCCACGAGUUCAUCUCCAUGCUCCGCCGUGAAGUACUAGAUUCCUACCUCCGCUCUCGCGCCGAAUCCAACUGCGCAAGCAUCAUCAAAGCCCUCGUCGUGAAUACGAAGGAGCAGCAAGCCAAGGUGGCAGAGUACCAAGUAUAUGGGAUACUUUCACACACAGAUACCCUGACAUGUUUUUAUGGUGCAAUGACAACAGGUAAGAUAAAAGAUGGUACUAAUGGAAACGAGGCAGCUGAUUCUUACCAUCAGUACAAGGAGGAUGUGAAGAUCAUGACGAAAAUUGGUCUAGAUGCUUGUCGAUUCUCAAUCUCAUGGUUUAGAGUAUUGCCAACUGGAAGGCUACCUGGAGGUGUGAACAAGGAAGGAAUCGACUACUAUAAUAAUCUCAUAGAUGAGCUCCUAGCUAAUGAUAUAAAGCCCUAUGUCACCAUAUUUCACUGGGAUCUUCCUCAAGCCUUAGAAGAUGAGUAUGGUGGCUUCUUAAGUGGUCGAAUUAUGUAA